GGCCCGGCGCCCGCCGGCGCGGCACCAUGUCGGCCAAGGUGCGGCUGAAGCGGCUGGAGCAGCUGGUGCUGGACGGGCCGCAGCGGCACGACAGCGUGCUCAGCGUGGAGACCCUGCUCGACCUCCUGGUCGGCGUCUACGCCGAGUGCAGCCGCGACUCGCCGCUCCGCCGCGACCGAUACGUCUCCGACUUCCUCGAGUGGGCAAGACCAUUUACAAAACUGGUAAAGGAAAUGCAACUUCAUCGAGAUGAUUUUGAAAUUAUAAAAGUGAUUGGAAGAGGUGCAUUUGGUGAGGUUGCGGUGGUUAAAAUGAAGUGUACAGAACGCAUUUAUGCAAUGAAAAUUCUAAAUAAGUGGGAAAUGCUUAAAAGGGCAGAGACCGCUUGUUUCCGAGAAGAGAGAAAUGUUUUGGUGAAUGGAGAUUGUCAGUGGAUUACUACAUUGCACUAUGCCUUUCAGGAUGAGAACUAUUUGUAUCUAGUGAUGGACUACUAUGUUGGUGGUGACUUACUGACGCUUCUCAGUAAGUUUGAGGACAAGCUUCCUGAAGAUAUGGCUAGGUUCUACAUUGGUGAAAUGGUGCUUGCUAUACAUUCCAUACAUGAGCUGCAUUAUGUGCACAGAGACAUAAAGCCUGAUAAUGUUCUUUUGGACAUGAAUGGCCACAUACGACUAGCAGACUUUGGAUCCUGUUUGAAAAUGAGUGAAGAUGGCACGGUGCAGUCGUCAGUAGCUGUGGGUACUCCUGACUACAUCUCUCCUGAGAUACUGCAAGCAAUGGAAGAUGGAAUGGGCAAAUAUGGGCCUGAAUGUGACUGGUGGUCACUGGGUGUCUGCAUGUAUGAAAUGCUUUAUGGUGAAACACCCUUUUAUGCAGAGUCAUUAGUGGAAACCUACGGGAAGAUUAUGAAUCAUGAAGAGCGAUUUCAAUUUCCAUCCCAUGUUACAGAUGUAUCUGAAGAAGCAAAAGAUCUUAUUCAGCGUCUUAUCUGCAGUAGAGAACGUAGACUGGGACAAAAUGGAAUAGAGGAUUUUAAGUCUCAUGCGUUUUUUGAAGGACUUAAUUGGGAUAACAUCCGAAACUUAGAAGCGCCUUAUAUUCCAGAUGUUAGCAGUCCUUCUGACACAUCAAACUUUGAUGUAGAUGAUGAUGUAUUAAGAAAUCCAGAAGUGGUGCCACCAAGUUCUCAUACAGGCUUUUCUGGAUUGCAUUUACCAUUUGUUGGGUUUACAUACACAACCGAUAGUUCUUUAUCUGAUAGAGGCUCUUUAAAGAGUGCAAUGCAGUCUGACACUGUAACCAAAGAUAUGGAUGCACAGCAUGACUUAAAGAACAGUUCACAAAUAGAAGGCUAUCAAAAGAAAAUAUGGAAAUUGGAGCAAGAAAAGCAAGAUUUGAACAGAAAACUGCAAGAAUCUACACAAACAGUGCAGAACCUCCAGGGUCCAGUGUGUGUUACAGUAAAUACAAACCGUGAUAAGGAAGUAAAAAAAUUAAAUGAAGAAAUUGAACGGUUGAAGAACAAAUUAACAGAUAUAAGUAAACUGGAAGGGCAGCUUGCAGAUGCAGUGGCUUUUCGACAAGAACAUGAAGACUCUAUACACAAAUUAAAAGGAUUGGAAAAACAGUGCAGAGUAUUGCGGCAAGAGAAGGAGGACCUUCAUAAGCAACUCGUAGAAGCCUCAGAGAGACUAAAAGCGCAAUCCAAAGAACUGAGGGAUGCCCAUCAGCAAAGAAAGCUAGCUGUACAGGAGUUCUCUGAGCUCAGUGAGAGGAUGGGAGACUUGCGCUCUCAAAAGCAGAAGCUCUCCCGGCAACUUCGCGACAAAGAAGAGGAGGUAGAAGUGAGCAUGCAGAAAAUUGAUGCCAUGCGACAGGACAUACGUAAAUCGGAGAAAAUCAGAAAAGAGUUGGAAGCCCAGCUGGAAGAAGUUGCAGCAGAAGCAUCAAAAGAACGCAAGCUUCGUGAGCACAGUGAGGUCUUCUCCAAGCAGCUGGAAAAUGAACUGGAAGCUCUAAAGGUAAAACAGGGAGGCCGGGCAGCAGGUGUCACACUAGAACAUCAGCAGGAGCUUUCCAAAAUGAAGUCUGAGCUGGAGAAAAAAAUCUUAUUUUACGAAGAGGAGUUGGUCCGACGAGAAGCAUCACAUGUCUUGGAAGUAAAAAAUGUAAAAAAAGAAGUACACGAUUCAGAGAGCCAUCAGCUUGCGCUGCAGAAAGAGAUCAUGAUACUAAAGGAUAAACUAGAGAAAGCAAAACGAGAGAGGCACAGUGAGAUGGAGGAAGCAGUAGGAACAAUGAAAGAGAAAUACGAGCGUGAAAGAUCUAUGCUGUUGGAAGAUAACAAAAAGCUAACAACAGAAAAUGAGAGGCUUUGCUCCUUUGUGGAUAAGUUAACAGCACAGAACAGGCAGCUAGAAGAUGAGCUCCAAGAUCUAGCAGCAAAGAAGGAGUCUGUUGCUCACUGGGAAGCUCAGAUUGCAGAAAUUAUUCAAUGGGUAAGUGAUGAGAAGGAUGCUCGUGGCUAUCUCCAAGCAUUAGCUUCCAAGAUGACAGAAGAACUAGAAUCAUUAAGAAGUUCCAGUCUGGGUUCAAGAACACUGGAUCCACUUUGGAAAGUACGACGCAGUCAGAAGUUGGAUAUGUCAGCUAGGCUGGAGUUACAGUCUGCUCUUGAUGCAGAAAUUCGUGCCAAACAACUAGUUCAAGAAGAGCUUCGAAAAGUUAAAGAUGCAAACAUAUCUUUUGAAAGUAAAUUAAAGGAAUCAGAAGCAAAAAACAGGGAACUGUUGGAAGAAAUGGAAGGUUUGAAGAAAAAGCUGGAAGAAAAAUACAGAACUGAUACAGGUCUCAAACUUCCAGACUUUCAAGAUUCCAUUUUUGAAUAUUUCAACACCUCUCCUCUUGCACGUGAUCUGACUUUCAGAACCAGUUCUAUUAGUGAGCAGGAAACACAAGGUCCCAAACCAGAAGUUUCACCAUCUACUUCAGUUAUAACUGCAGAGCAACAACAAGAAUUUUUUGUGAUUCAGGAACCAAUUCGGCUUCAGAGGAUGCCUGCUGUUCCUUCCCCCACCAUUCAGUCCAUUUCUCUAGCUGUACCAAAGCCUAAAGCUCACCAGCUCAAUAUCAAGUCAUUUACAAGCCCUACUCAGUGUAGUCAUUGCACCUCUCUUAUGGUGGGAUUAGUUCGACAAGGUUAUGCCUGUGAUGUGUGUUCAUUUGCAUGCCAUGUUUCCUGCAAGGAUAGUGCACCUCAGGUCUGUCCAAUACCCCCUGAGCAAGCCAAGAGGCCUCUUGGAGUAGAUGUGCAAAGAGGAAUAGGAACCGCCUAUAAAGGCUACGUCAAGGUUCCGAAGCCUACAGGAGUUAAGAAAGGGUGGCAGAGAGCUUAUGCAGUUGUUUGUGACUGUAAACUCUUCUUAUAUGAUGUGCCUGAAGGGAAAUCCACGCAGCCUGGAGUUGUUGCAAGUCAAGUCUUGGAUCUCAGAGAUGAAGAUUUUUGUGUGAGCUCUGUCCUGGCAUCAGAUGUAAUACAUGCAACUCGUAAAGAUGUCCCUUGUAUAUUCAGGGUGACAGCUUCUCUCUUAGGUUUGCCUUCAAAGUCUUGUUCUCUGCUGAUCCUGACGGAAAAUGAAAAUGAGAAGAGAAAGUGGGUUGGAAUUCUAGAAGGGUUGCAAUCUAUCCUGCACAAAAACAGGCUGAAAAACCAAGUUGUGCAUAUUCCACAAGAAGCCUAUGACAGUACACUGCCUCUUAUUAAAGCAAGUUUAGCUGCUGCUAUUGUAGAUCGUGAUAGAAUAGCAAUUGGUUCAGAAGAAGGACUGUAUGUGAUAGAGGUGACCCGUGAUGUGAUAGUCCGAGCUGCUGACUGUAAGAAGGUGUACCAGAUCGAGCUUGCUCCCAAAGAGAAGAUCAUCAUCCUCAUCUGCGGUCGGAACCACCACGUCCACCUCUACCCCUGGGCCUCUCUGGAUGGAUCGGAAGGAAGCUUUGACAUGAAGCUUGCAGAAACUAAAGGAUGCCAACUGAUUACAACUGGAACCCUGAAGAAAAGUUCUUCAACUUGUUUGUUUGUGGCUAUCAAGCGACAGGUUUUUUGCUAUGAAAUUCACAGAACUAAACCUUUCCACAAAAAAUUCAGUGAAAUUCAGGCUCCAGGGACUGUACAGUGGAUGUCAGUGUUCAAGGACAAACUCUGUGUUGGCUACCAGUCUGGGUUCUCUCUGUUGAACAUCCAGGGAGAUGGACAAUCUAUAAACCUGGUAAAUCCUAAUGACCCCUCGCUUAUGUUCCUCUCACAGCAGUCUUUUGAUGCCCUUUGUGCUGUGGAGCUCAGUAAUGAGGAAUACCUGCUUUGCUUCAGCCAUAUGGGAAUAUACGUCGAUUCACAAGGUCGAAGGUCACGCAUGCAGGAACUAAUGUGGCCUGCAACUCCUGUUGCCUGUAGUUGUAAUUCUUCAUAUGUAACAGUGUACAGCGAGUAUGGUGUUGAUGUAUUUGAUGUUAACACUAUGGAAUGGGUCCAGACUAUUGGCCUGCGAAGGAUCAGACCCUUAAACAUGGAUGGAACACUAAAUCUCCUUAACUGUGAGCCGCCAAGACUAAUAUAUUUCAAGAACAAGUUUGCAGCAGGAGCUGUCCUCAGUGUACCGGAAACAUCUGACAACAGCAAAAAGCAAAUGCUUCGAACUAGGAGCAAAAGAAGAUUUGUAUUUAAGGUUCCUGAGGAAGAGCGGUUACAACAAAGGCGGGAAAUGCUUAGAGACCCUGAGCUAAGGUCAAAGAUGAUUUCUAACCCAACAAAUUUCAACCACGUGGCUCAUAUGGGACCAGGAGAUGGAAUGCAGGUUCUCAUGGACCUCCCGUUGAAUGAAUUUCCUUCCCCCUCAUCCUCUCGACAUUCUACUCUGGUAUCACCUCCAACAGGCUUUGAGCACGUCUAUCACAUGAGCCCUGUCUCUGCUGAAAUCUUUCUCCAGAGCGACCAUUCCUCACUACAAGGCUCCCCUCUGCUUUCUUCCUCUUCCUGUCCCUCCUCUGCUUCCCUAGCAAGGAGUGUUUUACCUGCUGCCCAGGAUGAAAAACCGUGUCCCUCUACAGCUAACCUUUCACGGCAGCAGCAGCAGCAGAGAAACAAAACAUACAUUUCCUGGCCCUCAUCAAGUGGCAGUGAUGUGGGAGGAGCCAUUCCUUCCCGGAGUAUGUCCGAUCCUGAUCAGGAGUUUGACAAAGAGCCUGAUUCAGACUCCACCAAACAGUCUACUCCAUCGAACAGCUCAAAUCCAAGUGGUCCCCCAAGUCCCAACUCUCCUCAUAGGAAUCAGCUUACACUAGAUGGACUGGACCAGUCAACCUGUGAUGCAUAACACUUCAGUUCUCACCGUUCUGGCUUCAAUCAUCCACUGCUCCAUGGAGUAUUCCAGAGCAGGGCAAAGCUGUCGCAGAUGCUAGUGCCAAGACUGACACUGAAUUGCUAGUGUUGUACAAGAAUAAUUAUAUAUCCAGAUUGUAGAUACAAACUAUUGAAAUGAAGAAAAUUCUUUACUAAAUAGUGAUUGAGUUUUUUAUGCAGAAUUGUUCACUGCUCAGUUAUGGUUGAUUCCUUUCUGCACAGCUGUGACACAGUUUUAUUGCAUAGGAGCAUUUAAGGCCACCAGUAAAUAGUCUUAUUCUUAUGCUGAAAAAGAAAUAGAGAGAGAUACUGAUAAUGUUGCUACAAUAUCAGGAAUAUUAUUUUUCUAUAGAAUGAUGUAAUGUCUCAUUAGCAGGAAAUCCUUUUAGACACAAUUUAGACCUCUGAAUAGGAAAUGCAAGCAGGUCUAGUUACAUCCUCAGAUAAAUAUACUUCUCCCUUUUUCCCAUAACUGUUUGUUUCCUAACCCUUAAGGAGAAUGCUAGGAAGCGUACGUUGUUCCCAGUAUCAACAGAAUCACCAAGAAGUGAAAUAAAAGUUGGUUAUAGUUUUGUGGCCUUUUAAUUCAUUUAGCCAUUACAUAUUCAGCUGCAUAACUGUCUUUCUAUCUUUCUACCAACUUUAGUCUUGUACAUAGGAGUACUACUACCAGUUACCCUGCUUUUUAGUCCUCAUCAAUCACAAUCAUUAGUCAGAGCUUUUAAAAUAUUGAUAAUUACUGCUGUGAAAAAAAUUUACUCAUAGUUCCUGCUAUCUCCUUCUGAGAAAUCUUCUCCUGGAUUUUUGGGUGUAAAGACACACUACAUUGUUUAGCUAGCAAACCUUCUUGUGGACACAUGGCCCUUGAAGUCUGCUUGAUCUAAGGGACUUUAUCACUAAAACAUCAGUCUACUGGUUACCAAAUUGGAACGUGAAGGAUGUGUAACUGAGGGUGCUGCUUUUUUUAUUAAUUGUAUCCUCACCUGCAUGAAGACCCCAUGAUUAUUAAUCAAGUAUUGAUCAUGUAGAAAAAUGCACAACACACUCCUGUAUAUUUUGCUAUGGCCCACGUGCAGUGGUGAUGUUUUGCGUGUAUAUUUAAUCUCUUGCUUCCAUGUAUUAUACAUUUAGUAAUCAAAGAUUUGUGACCAUGUUUCAUUAAAAGCUUGUAAUUAAUUCAGUGGCUGGCAUAUCCAGUUUGUCAUUGUCACACUAGUGUGCCUUCUGUGCCAAUUUUAUGACAGUUGGAUGUCACUUAUUUAAAAUUUGGUUUAAAUGGUCUAAUGAUAUACCAAUGGCUAAUGUUCUAUUCUGAAACACUGUAUAGGACGUGCACUUAUCUUUAGUUUAAACUGAGUGUUCUAGUCAACAUUUAAUCCUGUUACGUUAAGUGUUCGACAGUACUUGCUCUUUUUCUCAGAUUAUUGAUAAAGGGGCUCAGUUAGAGCUGGACACUACUGCUUUGGGGUUUUCUGGUUUUUACUUUUUUAAUGUAAGUCUAAGUCUUUGUAAUUAUUGAAUUGUGAGAACAUUUUUGAACAAUUUACCUGUCAAUAAAGCAGAAGAGGGAGGUUUUAAAGUU
Molecule: messenger RNA, 6980 nt
Organism: Rhea pennata
Lineage: Eukaryota; Metazoa; Chordata; Aves; Rheiformes; Rheidae
Gene: CDC42BPB
Product: CDC42 binding protein kinase beta
Exons: 38
Coding region: 27-5372 (1781 amino acids)
Biological process (GO): actomyosin structure organization; peptidyl-threonine phosphorylation
Cellular component (GO): cytoskeleton; cytoplasm
Molecular function (GO): ATP binding; protein serine/threonine kinase activity
Source: RefSeq, a predicted model, not a curated record